GAUACUUCAAGAAUAAACAGUAACUUUUGUAUCCGUUUUCUAGCACAAAAAUAAAUGCGGCAGAGGUUUGACUAUAAGGGAUGGUAUAGUGCAGAGUAGCUGUGCAGUGGAAAUAUUGAACGAUCCUACUCAUUCCAAAAGCAAUGAAUUCGUAGAGUGAGUGCAAUGGUUACUUAAAGUUUAUGGGACAAAGAGUUAAGGAACAUUUGGAAAUUUGUUAACGUGAAGCUUUGACUAAGCAGGACAGAUCAGUGUUUGCCAGCCUGAGAGCUGGCAUAGCAUCAGACCUGCGUCCUUCCAUUGUUUAUCAGCCAAAAGAUUUCCAGAAUCUGUUGCCAUCUUGCAGAUGAGAAGACUGCAUGGAUCCUAAUGCAUGAGACCAAUACAAAACACUGGCACCGAAGCUGUAAGCCUCAGUAAAAAAGGAUGUUGAACCAAAGAAAACCAAACACUAAGCAGAUCUGGCGAGUAUGGAUCUUCUACAUGGCCAUAAGUACAAAUUGCUCUGAAGAAAAAGCCAUGACGCAGGUGUGUCCUUCAUGUGAUGCCACUCGUUUCUGUGACUGUUCUUCAAUGGAUUUGAGCAACAUUCCUUCAGGUUUAACAACUGAUGUCAUGGGGCUAAAUCUGUCCUACAACAGCAUAGACCAUGUCAGAGAAACUGAUCUGAAGCUGGGUUUGAAUCUGAGAGUGCUGCUGCUGCAAUCCACUCAAAUUAGGACAAUAGAUAAGGAAUCAUUUAUUUUCCUUGGAAAAUUGGAACAUUUGGAUUUAUCAAAUAAUAAGUUGACUCACUUGUCACCCAUUUGGUUUAGACAUCUUUUUUCCUUACAGCAACUAAACAUACAGGGUAAUUUAUAUACAACACUGGGGGAGAAUCCCUUGUUUUCUAAUCUCAAAAAUUUGAAAUAUCUGCACCUGGGGAAUAACAAUUCCUUUUCUGCUAUACAGAAGCAAGACUUUGAUGGAAUUACAAUUCUUGAACAACUUGAGAUUGACGGUCAAAGGCUCAGGCAAUAUGAAUCAGGGAGUUUGACAACAGUUAACAGCAUAAAUCAUAUCAUCAUAAACAUAAAUGAUGUUCAGGUGUUAUCAGUGAUGUUAGAGGAUCUUAUAAAUUCUGCAAUAUGUGUAGAACUGAGAAAUAUAGCCUUCAAUACAGCUAAUGAAUCUUCAUUAUUGGAGCCAAUUAGUCAUUCUGUCAUGGAGAAACUUGUGUUUAAAAAUGUUUUGUUUACAGAUGCAAGUGUUAUCAGAGUGUUAAAUAUCUUGAGGCAUGCUAAACAAGUGUUGGAGCUGGAAGUGGAUGAUUCUGUACUACGGGGAACUGGAAAAUGGCAUGGACAAAUUGAAGUAAAUGGAGAAAGUGCCAUUGAAGUAAUCACUGUACAGAGAUUAGCUAUAGAACAAUUUUAUUUGUUUUCAGAUCUUAGUGGUGUGGAAAAUCUUCUAGGUAACAUUACCAGAACCACAGUUAUAAAUACCAAUGUGUUCCUGGUGCCUUGCAACAUUUCAAAACAUUUUUCCUCACUCCUUUAUCUUGAUCUCAGUGAAAAUUUGCUUGCAGAUCCAACUUUAGAACAUUCAUCCUGUGAUGGUGCAUGGCCCUUGCUGCAAACUUUCAAUUUAAGUCAAAAUUCAUUGGAUGAUUUAGAAAUGACGUCACGAAGUCUAUCUCAUCUAAAACACCUUACUCACCUAGAUAUUAGCCGAAACAAUUUUGGUGAGAUUCCAGAAUCGUGUCAAUGGCCAGAAAACCUGAAAUAUUUAAAUAUCUCAGGCACUCAAAUACCCAAAUUAACAACGUGCAUUCCUCAAACUCUUGAAGUUUUGGAUGUUAGUAGUAAUAACCUCGAUGAUUUUAGAUUAAAGCUACCACGGCUCAAAGAGCUCUAUGUUUCAAAAAACAAAUUAAAGACCUUGCCAGAUGCUCCAUUUAUUCCUAACUUAAUAGCCCUGAGAAUCAGCAGAAACAAAUUAACCAGUUUCUCGAAAGAAGAGUUUGGAUCAUUUAGGAAAAUGGAGACACUGGAUGCAGGUGACAAUAAUUUCAUCUGCUCUUGUGAAGUUCUCUCCUUCAUUCAAUAUCAGGAGGGAAUAGCUAAUGUCUUGGCUAACUGGCCAGAGAAUUACAUCUGUGACUCUCCGUCCUCUGUGAGAGGGCAGCAGAUAAAAGCUGCUCGGCUUUCGCUGUUUGAAUGUCACAGAACUUUGGCCGUGUCCUUAAUUUGCAUUCUGGUGGUUUUGGUAAUCCUGCUUAUUGUGAUCCUGGGCUACAAACUUCAUGUGAUCUGGUACAUGAAAAUGACCUGGGCUUGGCUUCAAGCAAAAAGGAAACCCAAGAAAUCACACAAUCAUGACUUCUGCUAUGAUGCUUUUGUUUCCUACAGUGAAAGAGACUCCGAAUGGGUUGAAAACGUAAUGGUACAGGAACUUGAGAACGCUAUCCCCCCAUUUAAACUGUGCCUUCAUAAACGGGACUUUGUGCCUGGGAAGUGGAUCACUGACAACAUCAUUGACUCCAUUGAAAAAAGUCAUAAAACUCUGUUUGUGCUGUCAGAGCACUUUGUGCAGAGUGAGUGGUGCAAGUAUGAGCUGGAGUUCUCGCACUUCCGUCUCUUUGAUGAGCAUAAUGAUGCAGCAAUUUUGAUUCUUUUGGAGCCUAUUCAGGAGCAAACAAUCCCCAAAAGAUUCUGUAAACUGAGGAAAAUAAUGAACACAAAGACCUACCUUGAAUGGCCUCUUGACGAAAAUCAGCAGCAAAUAUUUUGGAAUAACUUGAAAACAGCAUUAAAAUCCUAUGAUGUCAUUUAAGGCUGAACCACUAACUCAGCCACGCUACAUUUCCAAGCAGGACAUUUGUAAAGCCUUUUUCCUGUUAAGAAAUUGUGUUGGGUUGGAUCACAGAAACCCCCUUGGGAGCUGCCACCUGAUGUGCAAAAGACUACCCCUGCUUCUGUUUUCCCUGCCAGCUCAGGACUCUAGCACCCUGUCUUGCUGAGC
Molecule: messenger RNA, 3003 nt
Organism: Trachemys scripta elegans
Lineage: Eukaryota; Metazoa; Chordata; Testudines; Emydidae
Product: toll-like receptor 2 type-2
Exons: 2
Coding region: 427-2814 (795 amino acids)
Biological process (GO): toll-like receptor signaling pathway; immune response; inflammatory response
Cellular component (GO): membrane
Molecular function (GO): triacyl lipopeptide binding; transmembrane signaling receptor activity; protein binding
Source: RefSeq, a predicted model, not a curated record